CAUUGUUCUUCUGAGAUUUUUUACCACACUGCGACAGGGAGAGAGAGAGAGAGAGAGAGAAUCAAACAAAAAAACAUACAAAGAAUGGAUCAAGGGUUCAGAGAAAACCAGAAAUCUGCCAUGGAUGCAUUCGAGAAGCUCGAAAAGGUCGGAGAAGGAACCUAUGGGAAGGUUUACAGAGCAAGGGAGAAGGCUACAGGAAAGAUCGUUGCCCUCAAGAAGACCCGUCUUCACGAGGAUGACGAAGGAGUCCCGCCUACAACCCUCCGAGAGGUCUCCCUAUUGAGAAUGUUAUCCAGGGAUCCACAUGUCGUAAGAUUGCUUGAUGUCAAACAAGGGCAAAACAAGGAGGGGAAGACCAUUCUUUAUCUGGUUUUUGAAUACAUGGACACCGAUCUCAAGAAGUAUAUUCGGAGUUUCAGGCAAAAUGGAGACCACAUUCCUGCUAAAACCGUGAAGAGCCUCAUGUACCAACUGUGCAAGGGCGUUGCUUUUUGCCAUGGCCACGGAGUGCUACAUCGGGAUCUGAAGCCACACAAUCUUCUGAUGGAUCGAAAGACAAUGAUGCUUAAAAUAGCAGACCUUGGACUGGCUCGAGCAUUUACUCUACCAGUCAAGAAAUACACUCACGAGAUCUUGACACUCUGGUACAGAGCUCCCGAAGUGCUUCUGGGAGCUACCCAUUACUCAACUCCAGUGGAUAUGUGGUCUGUGGGCUGUAUAUUUGCUGAACUGGUCACAAAUCAGGCACUCUUUCCAGGAGACUCCGAGCUGCAACAGCUCCUUCAUAUUUUCAGACUACUGGGCACUCCGAAUGAAGAAGUGUGGCCGGGAGUGAGCAAACUAAUGAACUGGCACGAAUAUCCUCAAUGGAGCCCCCAAAAUCUGUCAUCAGUUGUUCCCAAUCUGGAUAUUGAUGGGCUAGAUCUUCUAUCGAAGAUGUUGCAGUACGAACCUUCCAAGCGGAUCUCGGCAAAGAAAGCUUUGGAGCACCCCUACUUUGAUGACCUGAACAAAGCGUACUUAUAGUCUAUCUCGUGGUUCUUUUUUUUUUCAUGCUUUUCUCAAGCGUAUCUGGUUAGGUUCGAAAUUGCGUGUAAUGGUUGAUGAUUGUUUUCAACCUAUUCAAGUGGCCUGGUUUUGUUAAUCAAUUCAACAAAACUGAAAGUACCUUUUUUCGCUUUA
This is a messenger RNA of Nelumbo nucifera (sacred lotus), 1185 nucleotides long. Its product is annotated as cell division control protein 2 homolog D. Gene Ontology annotation, biological process: G1/S transition of mitotic cell cycle; regulation of G2/M transition of mitotic cell cycle; signal transduction. Gene Ontology annotation, cellular component: cyclin-dependent protein kinase holoenzyme complex; nucleus; cytoplasm. Gene Ontology annotation, molecular function: ATP binding; cyclin binding; cyclin-dependent protein serine/threonine kinase activity. Lineage: Eukaryota; Viridiplantae; Streptophyta; Magnoliopsida; Proteales; Nelumbonaceae. The record is from RefSeq and is a predicted model, not a curated record.